Paramecium primaurelia is the source of this 460-nucleotide messenger RNA. Lineage: Eukaryota; Ciliophora; Oligohymenophorea; Peniculida; Parameciidae. The record is from the annotation of a GenBank genome assembly.
ACACACUAUUCAAUCUUUUAAACUGGUUCAGAUUUGUUUAAAGGUCAUUCAUUAUUAUAUUUUUUGAUGAAUUGUGUUUAAAUAAACAACAGCUAAGAAUGGAAAGAACACGUCAUUAGCUGUUAAAAACCAGUUGUUGUUAGUUUUUUUGCUGAAUGGUAUCGAUAUUGAAAUUAAUCAAUUAUAGGUGUGCACCAUGUCAUAAAUUGAAUCCACAACUAAUUCAAGAAGCUUAGAAGAACUGUGAAAAAUGGUAGCUAGCCCUCGUUAAUGUAGAUAAUGAGGAGCUCUAUGACGUUGUAUAAUAAAUAGCGGUAUUGUUUAAUAUUGAUUUUAUUUAGAAGGCCUAAAUUCCAUCUGUUCAUCUUCUUAAUAGAGGAACUUCUAUUGACUCUAUGACUGGAUAUAGUGAAAGAAAAACAAAAUCCUUUAUAAAUAGGGUUUGCAGUUGAUUUUAAUU